AUGAGGGACGACGACGACGCUCGUCGUCGUCGUCGUCAAGUCCGAGGUUCACUGGCUGGCAUUUCUCGAAUGUUCGCUGGUCUUCGUAAUGUGAUCAUAUGUUCGAUGUAUCUGCGCGACUGUUCAUUUCCGAUCCGAUUCAUAGUUCUUUGUCACACUUUCGCCGUUCUCUUUCACGGCUGGUCAGCUGAUAACAUUUCCUUUUCGUAUCACUUGCUUAGCGGUGUAAAAGAUGUCGGCAUUUGA
Messenger RNA from Cylicostephanus goldi, 246 nucleotides. The record is from the annotation of a GenBank genome assembly. Lineage: Eukaryota; Metazoa; Nematoda; Chromadorea; Rhabditida; Strongylidae.